Phanerochaete carnosa HHB-10118-sp is the source of this 1927-nucleotide messenger RNA. RefSeq lists its product as uncharacterized. The transcript has 14 exons. The record is from RefSeq and is a predicted model, not a curated record. Lineage: Eukaryota; Fungi; Basidiomycota; Agaricomycetes; Polyporales; Phanerochaetaceae. Gene Ontology annotation, molecular function: oxidoreductase activity, acting on paired donors, with incorporation or reduction of molecular oxygen; iron ion binding; heme binding. Bases 234 to 1862 code for a protein of 542 amino acids.
CUUGUACAAUCAUUACUGCUCUGUCAAUGCGGCGUUUUCGUGUGGGAUUACUGUCGCGGGCCAUCUCAGUGCUGCACUACUGAUCACUUGCCCGGGAGUGCAUAAGUAAUGUUAUCACCAGCAGAGCAGUGUGUAUAUGAAGAGCAUGGACCGCGGAGAUUUCGGGACGGAUUGCAGCCUAGGUAUAUAGUCUGCCGACCAGCACCGUCACUAACCCUCAAUAUACCGCUCUCAUGAUCUCGUCUCUGCAGCUCGCGCUUGCGGCAGCCCUCACAUGGAGCCUAUGGAGGCUUCUUCGUAACUUUGUCAUUCGUUCACCCCUCGACAACAUACCGGGUCCAGAACGCCCCUCCUUCUGGACAGGGCAUGUCAAAGACCUGUUCGGUCGUCACGGCUGGGACUUCCACGACAGGCUCGCCCGGCAGUACGGAUCUGUUUCGAAAGUGUACUCAACGCUGGGAACUCCGGGCCUAUAUGUCUACGACCCCAAGGCCCUGAAUAGUAUCGUGGUCAAGGAUCAGCACACGUAUGAAGAGACAUCGUGGUUUAUCAAGUGGAACCACAUGAUACUUGGGCCGACGCUGUUUGCGACGCUAGGCGAGCACCACCGCAAGCAACGCAAGAUGCUCAACCCCGUUUUCUCCAUCGUGCACAUGCGCUAUAUGACGCCAAUCUUCUACAGCGUCGUCCAUCGCCUUCGGGGCGCCAUCUCUACAAAGAUCGACAGCGCCUCUGGGGAAAUCAAUCUCAUCGAGUGGAUGGCUCGCACUGCGCUUGAGCUCAUCGGGCAAGGCGGCCUCGGAUACUCGUUCGAUCCGCUUGUGUCUGACUUCAACAAUGAGUUCGGCGCCGCUCUCAAAGAGUUUGCGCCUAUGACAUUUGCGAUGCAAAUCUGGCGCAUGCUGACGCCGUACUAUACGUCCUACAUUCCCCUUGCGAUCCGCCGGCAAAUCAUUAGAUGGGCGCCGCACAAGAAAGCGCAGAAGAUGCGCGCAAUUUCAGAGACAAUGGCAGCUCACUCCAGGAUGAUAUACGAGGGAAAGGUAGCCGCACUGGCCCAAGGUGACGAUGCCGUCGUACGCCAGAUUGGCGAGGGAAAGGACAUCAUCAGCAUUCUCAUCCGAGCGAACAUGGAUGCUUCUGAGGAAGACAGGUUGCCCGAAGAGGAGAUAAUUGCCCAGAUGUCUGGGCUGGUUUUGGCCGCCACUGACACAACAUCCAAUGCCCUCGCGCGAACGCUUCAUCUCUUGUCCGAGCACCAAGAUGUCCAGGACAAGGUUCGCGCAGAACUCGUGCAGGCGAGCCCCGACGGCGAAGAUAUUCCGCACGACCAGCUCGUCGGCCUCCCCUACCUCGAUGCGGUUUGUCGUGAAUCAUUGCGCCUGCACCCACCUGUUAGCUUUCUCUCUCGCGAGACGCGUGAGGAUAUCGUCAUGCCGCUGUCAGAACCCUUGCAGGGCCUCGACGGCACGCCCGUCGGCGAGAUUUUUGUGCCAAAAGACACCCCAAUAUUUGUCUCCAUCCGGGGCUGCAACCGGAACCCGGCGAUUUGGGGCGAGGACGCGCUGGAGUGGAAGCCAGAGCGCUGGCUAGCGCCGCUUCCCAAGGCACUCAGCGAGGCGCAUGUGCCUGGUAUCUAUGCGAACCUUAUGACAUUCCUCGGUGGUGGAAGGGCUUGUAUUGGCCUCAAGUUCUCUCAACUGGAAAUGAAGGUCGUGCUGGCCAUCAUGCUACGAUCCUUCCGCUUCCUUCCCAGCGAUAAGGAAAUUUAUUGGAACCUUGCUGGAGUCAAUUAUCCUACGGUUGGUAGGGAUGGUAUAAAAGCCGAGAUGCCGAUGAAGGUAGAGGCCAUUCAUGCCUGAAUUCUCCCUGUAAUCGCUUGUCGUUUGUUUAUCCGACAUUCUUGCAUUCAUCUCUCUUUCCGAGU